Sesamum indicum (sesame) is the source of this 1544-nucleotide messenger RNA. Its product is annotated as putative plant SNARE 12. Lineage: Eukaryota; Viridiplantae; Streptophyta; Magnoliopsida; Lamiales; Pedaliaceae. The record is from RefSeq and is a predicted model, not a curated record. Gene Ontology annotation, cellular component: late endosome membrane; ER to Golgi transport vesicle membrane; SNARE complex. Gene Ontology annotation, molecular function: SNARE binding; SNAP receptor activity. Gene Ontology annotation, biological process: vesicle fusion.
UUCCUUGGAAAUUAAUUUAAUAUACCCUCUUUGUAAGAAGUUGUUGACAAUCAAAUGCAUCAUAUCCACUUUCUCUUUCCUUUUCUUUCUCUACUAUGCAACGCCAACGCCCCCUAGAACCCUAAACCAUCUCAAUUCCUGUUUCAAUUUCCCUCUCUCUCUCUCUCUUUUCUCUUUCAAUUUUUGAAUUCAACCCUCAUCACUGUCCCUCUCUCCUCUGGGGAAAUUCCACCCUCUUCUCAAUUGCAAGUCGUCCCCUUCUUUUCCUAUUGAGAUGACCUGAAAUUUGUUUCAUCUUUUGGGGACAUUAAUAUAUCUACUUCCAAGGAAAAGAGGAAGGAGAUAGAGAGAAAGAAGGGUAAAAAUGGCUAACCUGGAGUUACAGAUGAACACUCAAAUGGAGCAGAUCCAUGGCGAAAUUCGCGAUACUAUGCGUGCCCUUGCAAAUGGCUUCGGGAAGCUGGAUAAAAUCAAAGACCCAAGUAGACAAAGUAAACAGCUGGAGGAUCUUACUGGGAAGAUGAGGGAGUGUAAAAGAUUGAUUAAAGACUUUGAUCGUGAAAUUAAAGACGAGGAAAGUAGAAAUCGUCCAGAGGUGAACAAGCAGCUUAAUGAUGAGAAACAAUCCAUGAUCAAAGAGUUGAAUUCAUAUGUAGCUUUGAGGAAAACGUACAUGAGCACUCUUGGGAACAAGAGAGUUGAACUUUUUGAUGUGGGAACUGGUGCUAGCGAGGCUACAGCUGAUGACAACGUUCCAUUGGCAUCAGAAAUGUCAAACCAGGAGCUUAUCAAUGCUGGGAUGAAGACGAUGGAUGAAACUGACCAAGCCAUUGAACGUUCCAAGCAGGUUGUUCACCAAACUAUUGAAGUGGGAACGCAAACGGCUACUACUUUGAAGGGCCAAACUGAACAAAUGGGUCGCAUUGUCAAUGAACUGGACACAAUCCAGUUCUCCAUAAAAAAGGCAUCUCAGCUUGUAAAGGAGAUUGGUAGGCAGGUGGCCACUGAUAAAUGCAUCAUGCUUUUCCUUUUUCUGAUUGUGUGUGGGGUUAUUGCCAUAAUCAUCGUGAAGAUUGUGAAUCCAAACAACAAAAGCAUAAGGGAUAUUCCUGGAUUGGCUCCACCUGCAUCAACGAGGAGGAGAUUGUUGUAUGUAAAGCCUGUUCAACAUUUUGAGUGAAUUUGUUGACUUGGUUCAAAAAGGUCAUUAUUCCAAUUUCUGUUGUGAGGCUGCAGUAAACAAAUGCGGGAAUGAUAUCCAUCGCGUCCAUUGUUGUGUUAUUGUAUCUGGUUUUGUGCUUGAGUUGUGCAUAUUUGUAUUUCCUUUUUCUUUUUAAAUAUGUAGAUCAUAUUUGUGGUUUGUCUUCACGGUCACUUCUUUUCUCUUCUCCACUGUUGAUUGGUUGGAGGCGAUUUUUAUUCAUGUAAACCAUAAACCUUUGGAGGGGGAUACAGGUUCCUCCAAAAAAAAAAAAAGAAAAAAAAGAAGAGGACAAAACUUGGUAGUUAGCAGUGACAUACGCUAUUCAAAUUUGAUGUUCAUC